CUUCGGGACUCCGGCGCGCUCUUGCCUUGCGCCUCCCUCGUGCCUUCUUCAGAUUCUGUGCGUUUUCUCCGCCUUCCUCUCUUCUUUCUCCUCCUGCCUCCCCGUCCACCGUCUUGCGUUUCUCUCUCUCUUUUUCCAGCCAGUCUGGCCCCGGACCUUUCUGUUUCCUUCCCUCAGCCCAUUCCUUGAGCCCCCAGACCUUUCUUCCGCUUGGUUCCAUUAUCCCGUGACCUUUUCACUUCCUCCUUUGCCUAUGGCCCGCCUCCAUAGCCCGCUGGUUUAUGUCUCCUUUACCUUAAGACCCCAACCCUUUUACUGCCUCCCUCCCGGCUCAGCCUCUGGGACCGUGCCCUGAUCCCUCCUUACACACCCAGUUUCCAAGCCCUCACCCUCUGUACCCCAUCCAAUGCGUCUGCUUCUUCAUCAACGUUUGGUUUGUUUCACUGCUUUUCCUGUCCAAUUAAAACAGCAAGGGGUGGGCUUCUUCAGAGGCUUCCCUGAUAGUUCCUGAUGUUGAGACUGAAGUUGACCUGGUUAGUGCCUCCACCUUGACCAUGGCUUUGCUGGGCUCUGAGGGAGCAGCUGGUGGGACUUUAGAGAUCAGCAACACCUCCUGCCCGCUCUGGACUGUGCUAUAUGACUAUGAUGCCACUGGGGAAGAUGAGCUGAGUUUGCGGCGAGGAGAAAUGGUUGAAGUUCUGUCUAAAGAUGCAGCGGUCUCUGGAGAUGAUGGCUGGUGGGCAGGCAAAAUUCACCACCGCCUUGGUAUCUUUCCAGCCAACUACGUGACUUACCAGCCAGGAUGUUACCAGCAUCCCCAGCUAGGUUUGUUGGAGAAGUCAGGACAUCAAGCCCAAAGCCUAGCUGUGAGUGAUGGGCAUCCUGUAGGUGGCAGAGGCCACAUGGGUUCUCUAGCAGAUAUUGACUUCCAGCAUUUGGAAUUGCAAGAGAUCAUUGGGGUUGGGGGCUUUGGUAAAGUUUACAGAGCUAUGUGGAAAGGCCAAGAAGUUGCAGUGAAAGCAGCCCGACAGGACCCGGAUGAGGACAUCAUGGCCACUGCAGAGAGUGUGAGGCAGGAGGCAAAACUGUUCUCCAUGUUGAAACAUCCCAAUAUCAUUGAACUUCGUGGUGUAAGUUUGCAGGAGCCAAACCUUUGCCUGGUCAUGGAAUUUGCCAGGGGAGGACCCCUUAACAGAGCUUUGUCAGGUGCUUCCCCCACCAACAGUGGGAGCCACUGGGGCCGUCGCAUUCCUCCACAUAUCCUGGUCAAUUGGGCAGUACAGAUAGCUCGUGGGAUGCUUUACUUACAUGAAGAAGCCAUAGUUUCCAUCCUUCACAGAGACCUCAAAUCAAGCAACAUUUUGUUGCUUGAGAAGAUAGAGAAUGAUGAUAUUCAUAACAAAACUCUGAAAAUUACAGACUUUGGCUUGGCUAGAGAGUGGCACAGAACAACUAAAAUGAGUGCCGCAGGAACCUAUGCAUGGAUGGCUCCUGAAGUUAUCAAGUCGUCCAUGUUUUCUAAAGGAAGUGAUAUCUGGAGUUAUGGCGUUUUGCUGUGGGAACUGCUUACGGGAGAAGUUCCUUACCGUGGCAUUGAUGGUCUUGCUGUGGCUUACGGCGUUGCUGUCAAUAAGCUUACUUUGCCCAUUCCAUCCACCUGUCCUGAACCAUUUGCUAAACUAAUGAAAGAGUGUUGGUCGCAGGAUCCUCACAUUCGGCCAUCAUUUACCUUGAUUCUUGAGCAGCUUACUGCCAUUGAGGGAGCUGUUAUGACUGAGAUGCCUCAGGAAUCUUUCCAUUCCAUGCAAGAUGACUGGAAACUGGAAAUCCAACAGAUAUUUGAUGAACUAAGGACCAAGGAAAAUGAGCUGAGGUCACGAGAAGAAGAGUUAACAAGAGCUGCUCUCCAUCAGAAGUCUCAGGAAGAGUUGCUGAAGCGGCGUGAGCAACAGCUAGCGGAGCGAGAGAUCGAUGUAUUGGAACGAGAACUAAAUAUUUUGAUAUUUCAGUUAAACCAAGAGAAGCCCAAUGUGAAGAAGAGAAAGGGAAAGUUUAAAAAAAGCCGAUUAAAACUUAAAGAUGGGCACAGAAUUAGUCUGCCUUCAGAUUUUCAGCAUAAGAUAACAGUGCAAGCCUCCCCGAAUUUAGAUAAACGAAGAAGUUUAAACAGUAACAGCUCUAGUCCACCAAGCAGUCCACCAAUUAUUCCCCGUCUUCGAGCUAUACAAUUAACUUCAGAUGAAAGCAACAGAACGUGGGGAAGAAGCACAACUUCUCAUCAGGAAGAAUUUGAAGAUGUGAAGCGAAGUUUUAAGAAGAAAGGUUGUACGUGGGGGCCAAACUCAGUUCAAACAAAAGACCGUGCCGAUUGUAAAGAGAGAGUAAGACCCCUCUCAGAUGGUAGUAGUCCUUGGUCAACGCUUUUGAUGAAGAAUCAAAAAGGUGUUCCAUUAGCUUCGUUGUUCAUGGAACAAGAGCAGAGGCUUUUUCCCGAAGGUUUGGAUAAUAAACGACCAAAGCAAUUAAAAUUGCCAAAUCAGGCCUACAUUGAUCUACCUCUUUGGAAGGAUGACCAAGGACUAAAUUCUGCAGAACAGGAGAGCUUUGAAGAAGGAAAUUCUGCAAGUUCUGCAAAUAGCACUCCACAAAUGACCCCUACGAAUAGUCUUGGAAGAACAUUACAGAAAAAGAAAACUGACUCUGUGUUGUAUGGGUGCACUGUCCUUCUUGCAUCUGUAGCUUUGGGCUUGGAUAUUAGAGAGCUGAACAGAUUGCAGGUUUCAGAUGAAGUCCUGCCUAAGGAUGAAAAGAAAAAGCGUGAUGGACUCUUUCAGCGAGCUUCAAAGUUUCGGAGAAGUGCAAGCCCUGUAAGGCUGCAGUCCAAAAAGGAGGAGACACAAAUCCCUUCACUAUGUCCAUCUGCAAGUACUGUGAGUCUUCUGUCUAUGUCUUCUGUUUCCACUAAGUGCCUCCUUCAGUCUGAUAGUGAAGAUACAAUUGUGAGCGCACUACCCAGUAACAGAGAUGUUCCCAUUAAACAUUUUUUGUCUGAAAGCCAUGUAAGCAAAAGAGAGCACGUAGCCAAAGUUGAUCCUGCCACUGAUUCUAACUUGCCAUCUCCCAGUCUUCCUCUGAAGCCAGAAACUCAAUGUAUGCCAAAUGCCUCUUCCUCAAAAGUGAGAGUUUGGGGUCAUAGACGGACAGUAUCAGAUGGAAAUCCAUGUCAGUCAACAAUUAAUGGAAUUGCUAAUGGCGCUCCUGAGAUUCUGCAUGCUUCAUCUCACCAGCAAAGAAACUUCUACAGUGAUCCUUCACCUGAAAAGCAAAGAACUGUCAAUAUUAUACCAAGACCUCGACCUUCUUCUUUAAGAAUCAGGCUAGAUCCUUGGCAGGCAAUUUCACAAAGUGUGAAGUCAAGCCCUUUUCAGAUGGAUAAUUUAGAGGGUGAUAAAAGACAUACAAAGGCUAACACAUUGAUAGACACCGAGGAAAGAACUAAAUCCCACAUGCCCUCUUUACUUGAUAUUGAUGUAGAAGGUCAAAACAGCGACUGUACUGUGCCUUUAUGCAGGAUUAAGAGUAAAGCAUGUCGGCCAUCAAUAUAUGAACUGGAGAGAGAAUUCUUGUCUUAAGUGCCUUGUAUUUUUAAUGCCCUUUUAAAACAAAAAAAUGUAAAGAUUGUGGUGUGUCCAUUAUGCUGGUUUUUUCUAAAUUUUAUGAUUAGUAGAGCUGGUACUGCACCAGAUAAAUUAAAUACUAAAUAAGGAAAGAAUAUUCCAGGGGAGAGUUGCUCUACAACCCCAUCUAUAGUGUUGGUGUUCCAGAACAGUAUUCUCAAUGAAUAUACUUUUUUUAAAAUACAGUCUAGGUUUUGCCUUUUGCUUUAUUCCAUUAACAAUUUGAUCUGCAAUAUACUAAAGUUCCAUUGUGGUCCAUAAAUGUUCCGUCUGCACUUAGCUUAUAAGAAAGAGUACUAUUGUGAACUGUGAUUUUCUUAAGAUACUAUUGUACAAGUUUACCAUCCUAUGUUGAGUACAGAAAUAAUAGUGUAUACAUUUAGUAAAUAACCAUGGUAGAUAGUUUUAGGAUGCAGGUAUAAUACUUAAUGUUACCUUAACUACAACAAAGAUAGGAUUUUCCUGAGGUAGUUACUGCCAAUUAAAUAUAAAGUUACUCAGAAAUAUGCAUAUUUGGGGUCACAGUUUUCAGUUGAAGCAUAUUUUGACAGGGCAGUCUUCACUUAGCAAUUUGGUUAAAAAUAGUUAAGACCUUUCAUGUGCAGUACCAGGGUAGUAUCCAGUGGGGCACAAUCGCUAAUGUAAAUUAUGUUGCGCUAACAUAAACUUCUUUAGCACAAUGCCAAUGGCUUUCACUAGCCUGUUGAUUUCCCCAGGGGAAUUUCCUUUCUGGAGAAAUUGAGGAACCAGUUAACAGCAUUGACAUUGACGUGUAACACUAUUAGUGACACUGUGUUAGAGUAGUUUAUGCUAGCGCAAGGUCCUUUACGUGGCAUUUGCACCCUGUUGGAUACUGCGUUUAUUAUAUAUGGGUAAAAGUACCCUUCAAUGUGUGUGUAUUCAUGGGUCCUGUUGAAAAAUGUAUUGGUAUUAGACUUGAUCAACAGGUGACUUAUUGUACUUUGUAAUAAGUGGGUGGGGAAGAAAUUGAAAAGAAGGGCAUUUUUAAUAUUAAUAAUUAUAAUAAUAAAUUUAUUUCUUACCCACCUCUCCAUUUUGA
Elgaria multicarinata webbii is the source of this 4737-nucleotide messenger RNA. RefSeq names its product mitogen-activated protein kinase kinase kinase 21 (gene MAP3K21). The record is from RefSeq and is a predicted model, not a curated record. Gene Ontology annotation, molecular function: ATP binding; protein binding; MAP kinase kinase kinase activity. The transcript is spliced from 10 exons. Gene Ontology annotation, cellular component: cytoplasm. Lineage: Eukaryota; Metazoa; Chordata; Lepidosauria; Squamata; Anguidae. Bases 555 to 3632 code for a protein of 1025 amino acids. Gene Ontology annotation, biological process: signal transduction; protein phosphorylation.